Molecule: messenger RNA, 342 nt
Organism: Cooperia oncophora
Lineage: Eukaryota; Metazoa; Nematoda; Chromadorea; Rhabditida; Trichostrongylidae
Source: the annotation of a GenBank genome assembly
AUGUUCGCAAAAACACUUCGCAUUGCUCGAUCGUCGAACAAAACAGCCACGAGUAUGUACGUCAGGCGAAGUUGUCCGCAACGUCGUGCCGCCUACAUCGCCGUCGACGGUAAUGCACAGGAAUGCAUUCCAGGGCCAGAUAUGUGCGCGGAUGGUUUCGAAUGUGUUCGAAGUGUUAAUGGGAACGGAAAGAAUAUCUGUUGCAGUAAAGAGAACGAGUGUGGUGAAGAUGAGAAAAUGAUCAACGGUACGUGUGUGGUCCAAAUAAGGAUCGGUGGGCGUUGCCAUAAGGAUGAGGAAUGCAGUGGAGGAAGCGAAUGCAAGUCCAACAUGUGCAGGUAA